This is a messenger RNA of Symbiodinium sp. CCMP2456, 466 nucleotides long. Lineage: Eukaryota; Dinophyceae; Suessiales; Symbiodiniaceae. The record is from the annotation of a GenBank genome assembly.
GGCGAAUGCCUUGGAGAUGCUCAACAAGUGGUUGUCGUCGCCGAAGAAAGGCACCAAAGCAGCAGCUCCCCUUGCCAUCGCGGACGGUGAUGUAAACGAAAUGUUGGAGACAGAGGAGGCAAAGUCGCAGAACUCGCCCGCGGAGGACCUCGACUUGGAGGCCAAAGACCCGGAGGACAAGGAGGCAGAGAACGCCCAGGACGUACAGGCAGAGGACGUGGUGGAAACCAAGGGACAGGAUGUCGGCUCGGAUUCGGAUUCCUCAUAUUCGAGCUCUUCAUCAUCUUCCUGGGUAUUGCCAACGGAUUGGGGCGCAUGGACCUCGGAAUGGCACGACGUCCGGCAAGAGGGGCUCCAUCUCCUCGAGCGGUCGGCAGGGGAGAGCCAGGAGGGGUCCGUUGAAGGCUUUACCACGGGGCGAAGCCAAGCUGCAGUGGGACCAGGCCAACGGCCAACUGUUCAGUGA